This is a messenger RNA of Zingiber officinale, 1220 nucleotides long. Its product is annotated as macro domain-containing protein VPA0103-like. The transcript is spliced from 7 exons. The record is from RefSeq and is a predicted model, not a curated record. Lineage: Eukaryota; Viridiplantae; Streptophyta; Magnoliopsida; Zingiberales; Zingiberaceae. The coding region runs from base 65 to 865 and encodes 266 amino acids.
AAAAAAAUAAUAAACGAAGUGACCGGGGAGAGAAGGAUACCCAUUCCGCGACGCUCCCUCUCAAAUGUUGGCGUCUGCUUCAUCGUCAUUCUUGCUAUCAAAAGCCGCUCGGCACCUCAUCACUCCCUCUCUGAGAAGGUUCACCAGGGUUCCAGCAGUCGAGAACCCUCUCAGGACCUUCCGCACUAUACCGGUGUUCCCAAUCUCCUCCUCCAGCGGCAUGGAACAACAGGUGGCGUCCCACCCGGCCGCUGCUAGGGCAGGGUUUUCGGCCUCAUCCGCCGGUGGAUCUGUCCUAACCUUCCAGUUCUCUCCUCUGAGCGUCCUUAAGAUCCAGAAAGGAGAUAUCACCUUGUGGUCCGUGGACGGGUCAACCGACGCGAUCGUAAAUGCAGCUAACAAACAACUGCUUGGAGGUGGUGGUGUGGAUGGAGCUAUACAUAGAGCUGCUGGCCCAGAACUUCUUGAUGCAUGUCGUAAGGUACCAGAGGUCCGCAGAGGAGUACGCUGCCCCACAGGAGAAGCCAGAAUUACUCCAGCAUUCCGGUUGCCUGUUUUUUAUGUGAUACACACUGUUGGCCCUAUUUAUGAUGAAGAUGAGCACCCUGAGGUUUCUCUCAGUAAUGCAUUUAGAAAUAGCUUGAAGCUUGCCAAAGAAAAUAAUAUUCAAUACAUUGCUUUUCCAGCCAUUUCUUGUGGUGUUUACAGAUAUCCUUUCAAAGAAGCUUCCAGAAUUGCAAUAUCAGUGUUGAAAGAGUUCCCUGACACCUUUAAAGAGAUACAUUUUGUGUUGUUCUCCGAUGAGCUCUAUGGUGUUUGGCUUCAAACUGCAAGUGAGGAGACGGGGUUGCAAUUGCUUGCUUAAUGUGAGUAUGGAUGUAAUCGCAGCGAGCUGGGUUCAUUAUUUUAUGCCAUGAGAACCAUGCAUUGACCAUCUAUUUAAUCCAGAAUUCUCAAUCGUGUGUGUCCUGAGAUCUAUACAGGAAGCUCUGGAUUGCAAAGACUAUCUCUUGUCUGUGCAGUGGGAUUAGAUUAUGCUUAGGUGACAAUGACACCAAAAUGAUUUGAUGGGGUGUUUGGUUGAUGAGUUUGGGAAUGAGGGAAUAGAAUGAUAGUAAAAAAUAAUGUUUGAAUUGUGAGUUUGAGAAUGACAUUUUGGGAAUGAUUAUUAGAUUUAUGGGAAUCAUCAAACUCAUAUAACUUGAUGGGUUUCAUUUUCA